AUGAGCAAAAUACCUCGGAAAGUAGUGGCUUUGCAAAACAAAAAGAAAAACAAAGCCAACAAGAAAAAUAUGCCGAAGGAAAAGAAUCCUGUCUCCAAAUGCAAUGGAGCUGUCCAACCGCCUACACAACCGACUGCCAUUCAAAAUUCGGAUCCUGAUGUCGAGUACGGAGAUCAUUUGCGCGACGAGGAUAAUAUAGAGGAAGGAAUCCUGGGGAGUGAUGAUGACGAACAAGAGGACCCAAAGGACUAUUGCAUAGAUGUGUGCAUGGUGUUUGAGGUGUUGGGACACAACCUAUUGAAACUAAUAAUUCGAUCCUCAUACCGUGGUAUCCCUUUGGAGAACGUGCGAUCAAUCAUUAAACAAGUAAGUACGGUUCCUCCUACACCCUAA
Molecule: messenger RNA, 393 nt
Organism: Echinostoma caproni
Lineage: Eukaryota; Metazoa; Platyhelminthes; Trematoda; Plagiorchiida; Echinostomatidae
Source: the annotation of a GenBank genome assembly